AUGCUUCCCGUCGUUUUCGCCGCCGGGCCACCCACCGCAUGGCGCCAUGGGUCCGUGGUCGGAGCGCGAAUAAAGAAACCGAACCGCCUCAGCGCAUGGUAUUGCCUGGCCCUGUGUGCUCGUCCCGCCCGCGCCGAGCCUGUUUUCUCCUCGCCGGUCCGUGUUCGUCCCGGCGUAGCCAUAUAUACCCAGACCUCAGUUUGGUUCAGCACAGCAAGCACUCAACCUCCCACUCCCGGCGCACCAACCCACUGCCAAGCUAGCUACGCGCACGAGCUCUCCAUGGCCGCAUCGGUAGCCUGCGCCUUCUUCUUCGACGCCGAGCCGGUCGGCGAGCCCGGCGUGCACGCCCUGGACGCGUGCGCGCUCUGCACCAAGCCGCUGGCAAGGGACAGCGACAUCUUCAUGUACAGAGGGGACACGCCCUUCUGCAGCGACGAGUGCCGGCACGAGCAGAUGCAGCUGGACGCCGCCUGCGCCAGGCAGGCGGCCAGGGCGGCCGCCCGGAGGCAGAAGCAGUUCUCUUCAGCAACGGAGUCCGGGCGUGCACGCCGGGAGUCCUGGGAGGUGUCCGUCGCGAGCUAA
Molecule: messenger RNA, 585 nt
Organism: Triticum turgidum subsp. durum (durum wheat)
Lineage: Eukaryota; Viridiplantae; Streptophyta; Magnoliopsida; Poales; Poaceae
Source: the annotation of a GenBank genome assembly